Brachypodium distachyon (stiff brome) is the source of this 2254-nucleotide messenger RNA. Its product is annotated as protein ZINC INDUCED FACILITATOR-LIKE 1. Gene Ontology annotation, molecular function: transmembrane transporter activity. The record is from RefSeq and is a predicted model, not a curated record. Gene Ontology annotation, biological process: transmembrane transport. NCBI's taxonomy places the organism in Eukaryota, Viridiplantae, Streptophyta, Magnoliopsida, Poales, Poaceae. The transcript has 17 exons. The coding region runs from base 442 to 1917 and encodes 491 amino acids.
AUCUCCAAAAGAAAAAGAAACUAAAAAAAAGACCCCAACUUUCUGGAGGUCGACCGACGAGGGCGAUGCACCGCCGGAGGAAUAAUAAUGGCCCCCCCGCUUGGCGCCGCGCGGGGGAUUAACGGGAGAUCGACCGCGACCGCGGGGGCGCCGGCUCACUCCAUCUUGGCUUCUUCCUCCUCCUCCUUGGGCAAAGCAUUCUCCGCGCAGGCAGGUGGGAAUGCCACGGACGGCACUCGUCCAAGGAGACCCCUUUCGGGUCACGCGGCGUCUGGGAGGAGGAAGGGCGCCGUAGGAGGCUUCGCUUCCGCCGCUUCCUCGAUUCGGGUCCUCGACGCAGACCCUGCCCGACGAAAGUGCAGCGUCCACUGAUCUCUGCGAGCUAUCCUUUUAAUUCAAGCCUGGGGUUGUGAGGAGGAGAGGAGGAAUUGGGUGGCAGUAAUGGCGGGGGAGGAGCAGGGGGAGCGGAGCUCGCCGCUGCUGAGGAAGACGGAGCACCAGCCGGGAUGCCCGGGCUGCGAUCUCGAGCGGAGGAAGGCGCUCCGGAGCGGGAUGCCUUACAAGGAGUUCUUCUAUGUCUGGAUGGUCUCCCUCACUGCCGCUUUACCAAUAUCAUCACUGUUCCCCUUCUUAUAUUUCAUGAUAAGAGACUUGAAUGUUGCAAAAAGAACAGAAGAUAUUGGGUUCUAUGCUGGGUUUGUAGGUGCUUCUUUUAUGUUUGGGAGAUGUUUGACUUCAACUGCUUGGGGAAUAGCAGCAGACCGUAUUGGAAGGAAGCCAGUCAUUGUCUUUGGCAUUUUCUCCGUGGUAAUAUUUAAUACUUUGUUUGGGCUAAGUGUCACCUAUUGGAUGGCAAUAGCUACAAGGUUUCUCCUUGGUGCUUUAAAUGGUUUACUUGGACCAAUAAAGGCUUAUGCUAUUGAAGUUUGCCGACCUGAACAUGAAGCCCUAGCACUAUCACUUGUCAGCACAGCAUGGGGAAUAGGUCUCAUCAUUGGUCCUGCUCUGGGAGGCUACCUUGCACUUCCUGCAGAGAAAUAUCCAAGUAUCUUUUCGCCUGACUCAUUCUUUGGAAGGUUCCCAUACUUCUUGCCUUGCUUAUGCACAUCAAUGUUUGCUGCCGUUGUUCUGGUUAGCUGCAUAUGGAUGCCGGAGACGUUACACAAGCAUAAAGUCAAUGAGAAUGGAAAUCAAUGUGUUGAAGCUUUGGAGGCCCCUCUAAUUGAUCCGAAAGGAAAUGCUGUACAAAGUGGUAAUGUGGAUACCAAGAAGAGUUUGUUCAAGAACUGGCCAUUGAUGUCAUCCAUAAUUAUCUAUUGUGUCUUCUCCUUCCACGACAUGGCUUAUACGGAGGUGUUCUCUCUAUGGGCUGAAAGUGACAGGAAGUAUGGUGGACUGAGUUUAUCAUCCGAAGAUGUAGGUCAAACACUUGCAAUUACAGGUGCCAGUCUUCUUGUGUAUCAACUCUUUAUGUACCCACGCAUCAAUAAAGUUCUUGGACAUGUCAGAUCUUCUCAAAUCGCAGCUGUUCUGUGCAUACCUAUUCUCUUUGCCUACCCCUAUAUGACAUACCUGUCAGAACCUGGAUUAUCAAUCGUUCUGAAUAUUGCAUCGGUCAUAAAAAAUAAUCUUGGUGUUACCAUCAUCACAGGCACUUUCAUCCUUCAAAACAAUGCUGUGCCUCAGGACCAAAGAGGAGCAGCAAACGGAUUGGCCAUGACAGGAAUGUCCUUUUUCAAGGCAGUUGCUCCUGCAGGUGCUGGCAUUGUGUUCUCUUGGGCGCAGAAACGCCAGCAUGCUUUCUUUUUUCCAGGUGACCAGAUGGUGUUCUUCCUUCUGAAUAUAGUGGAGCUGCUUGGACUUGUUCUCACAUUCAAACCUUUCCUGGCUGUGCCAGAGCAAUAUGAUAGAAACUAGCUAGCUUUUCCGUUAUUAUUCUAGAAUUUUUGGAUCAUCACUCAGAUGGCAACACUCAUGGGUCCCGCAUCCAAGACAAAGGGGCUUAAGCGCACCCCCUUACACAAGGAUGACAAGGAGAGUUGAUAAUUGCUUUCUGUAUUUGUAUGUGACAUGUGUAAUAGCAGCCAUUUUCAAUAGAAGGAAUGCAUAUAUAGUCUGGUAAAAUAAAAUGGUGGCCAAACUGAUUGUUUGCCCCUUGCUUAGGCAGAUAUGUAUAUAUGUACUCCAAUGUAAGAACAAGUUUGUGAAAUAGAAAUUAAUUCGGUGGUAAUAGAACUGGUGUAAUUGUGUUAUA